AUGCUACUUCUUUAUACUUUUCUUUUUUUUCUAUCAUCGUUCUCCAUUUUCUUCUUUUCACUUUACCUUUUAAUUUUCUUUUUGUUUUCUUUUUUUAUUCUUUACGUCUUUUUCUUUGUUAUAUUUUUCCUUCCCCCCACCCAACUUCCCUUUCAUUUAUUUACUUUUCUCCACCGAAUACAACUUCUUUUUGUUUAUAUUUCUUUCUUUUCAUUUGUCUUUGUUAUGUUCUUCUCUAACUUAUUUUUCGAUUUUUCUUCUUUUCCUUGUCUGCGCUAUUCUCACACGCUCUCUCCCAAGGUCUGCGCUACUCUCACACUCUCUCCCAAGGUCUGCGCUACUCUCACGCUCUCCCAGGUCUGCGCUACUCUCUCCCAAGGUCUGCGCUACUCUCACACGCUCUCUCCCAAGGUCUGCGCUACUCUCACACGCUCUCUCCCAAGGUCUGCGCUACUCUCACACGCUCUCUCCCAAGGUCUGCGCUACUCUCACACGCUCUCUCCCAAGGUCUGCGCUACUCUCACACGCUCUCUCCCACGCUCUCUCCCACGGUCCCAAAGGUCUGCGUUACUCUCACACGCUCUCUCCCAAGGUCUGCGCUAUUCUCACACGCUCUCUCCCAAGGUCUGCGCUACUCUCACACGCUCUCUCCCAAGGUCCGCGCUCUCUCCCCAAGGUCCGCGCUACUCUCACGCUCUCUCCCAAGGUCCGCGCUCUCUCUCCACGCUCUCUCUCCCAAGGUCUGCGCUACUCUCCACGCUCUCUCCCAAUGUCUGCGCUACUCUCACACGCUCUCUCCCAAGGUCUGCGCUACUCUCACACGCCCUGUAA
This is a messenger RNA of Acanthosepion pharaonis, 831 nucleotides long. Lineage: Eukaryota; Metazoa; Mollusca; Cephalopoda; Sepiida; Sepiidae. The record is from the annotation of a GenBank genome assembly.